AUGACAUCCUCCGUGCUAUUUCAAGGUCGUGAAGAAGACAAUGUCCUCAAACUACUUGAGGACUUGUUGAAUGCCGAAACCUCUAAGGAUUGUGCCAACAUUGGCGAAAAAACUGGAGAAAUUUUCAAACAAGAUGAACCACUAGUUGCUUUAAAAACAACUGGAUUCUUGGAUGGAUUGGAAAAAGCUGCUCGUAACAAAAAGUCAGGCUUUCACAGGGAGUCUGCUAUGAUCGGGUUUGCCUCAAUCAUUCCAAAGAUUGGUCGUCCUUGCGAAGUUGAUUUUCUUCCAUAUCUUCCAGUAAUGCUUGACUUGUUCUCUGACAGAGGUGAGGUCGUUAGAUCUGCUGCAAAGAUGGCCUCUGAUGCCUUGCUUAAUGUUCUUCCCUCUGUCUCGGUUGAAACUCGUUUGAUUCCCUCUUUAAUCGAAUACUUGUAUAGCUCAGCCGUUAAGUGGCCAAGUAAGGUAGCUGCUCUUGAGUUGCUCGGGUCAUUGGCGAAAACUUCCCGUAACGCCAUUGCCGUUGCAAUGGGUUCUUUGAUUCCCUGCAUUCGUGAACGUAUGCAUGACACUAAAGGUGAGGUUUCUCGUGCUGCUAUCAAGUGCAUGUUGGAUCUUUGUACUGUUGUUGAAAAUAAUGACAUUAUUCCUCAUAUUCCCAAAUUGGUCGACUGCAUGGCCCGUCCAGAGACUUUGGAGGAAUGCAUCAAAGAUUUGAGUGCGACUACGUUCGUUGCCACUGUAGAAUCCGUCGCAUUGGCAGUUUUGGUUCCCAUUUUGAAGCGUGCACUUGCCGAACGCUCUCAGAUUAUGCUGCGUAUGACUGUCAUCAUUACUGACAACUUGUGUAAGCUUGUUCCUGAUCCUGCUGAAGCUUCCGAUUUCCUCCCAGAAUUGAUUCCAGAAGUUGAAAGAAUUGCUCAAAGUGCUGCCAUGCCCGAAGUCCGUGCUCUUGCGUCUCAUGCCCUUACCACGUUAAAUAAGGCUGCUGCUGCCCAAGCUGCCAAGGCUGCUAAUGAUGCUGAGAGACAAGCCGUUUCCGGUGUUCGUACCAGACUUCAUCAAUUCGUCACCGAGCAUGCUAAAUGCCCCCAGAACUUUAAUAUUAAGGAAGUUUUGGAUUAUGUUUGCGAUGCCUAUGUCUCCUUUUACAACAAUAAGAAUUUCAAUAAGGAGUCUUGGGUUAAUGAAAUGGGUAUCCCAUAUUUGACUCCUUUCGUUGGUGAAAAUGCUGCUUCUGAGUCUGUUAGAAAAGCUUAUGAUGAUCUUCACUCAUUGUAUCAAUCUUUGAACGGUCCCGAUAUCUCAGAUUUGAAUAUUGAAGAGGAGGAGCUCGUUAAUACGGAUUUCUCACUCGCUUAUGGUGGUCGUUUGCUGUUGAACCACACCAACUUGCGCCUUUACAGAGGCCAUCGUUAUGGUGUUGUUGGUCAUAACGGUUGUGGUAAAUCUACAUUACUGAAGGCCAUUGCUGAUUAUAAGGUCGAAAACUUUCCUACACCUGAUCAAGUGAAGACUUGUUUUGUAGCCCAUAGCUUACAGGGUGAAGAUACUAGUAUAGCUAUUCUUAAUUUCGUUGCUAAUGACCCAGCAUUGGCUAAUAUGAAUGUUACUCGUGAGGAAGCUGCUGGUGCAUUGAAGUCCGUCGGUUUUACGGAAGAUAUGCAACAAGAUGCAGUGGCCUCUUUAUCAGGUGGAUGGAAGAUGAAGUUAGAAUUGGCUCGUGCCAUGUUGCAGAAAGCUGAUAUCCUUUUGUUGGACGAACCAACAAACCACUUGGACGUUAACAAUAUCGCUUGGUUGGAAGCUUACUUGACCGCUCAAACUCAAAUUACCUGUCUAAUGGUUUCUCACGAUUCCUCUUUCUUGGAUCACGUUUGUACAGAUAUUAUUCACUAUGAGGGUGUCAAGAAUGCUCCAAAGAAAUUGGGCUAUUUUCCUGGUAAUCUUUCUGCUUUCGUUGAGAAGAAGCCUGAAGCUAAGUCUUACUAUACACUUUCAGCCACAAAUGAAAAGUUUGUUUUCCCUCCCCCUGGUAUUCUUGCUGGUGUUCGUUCCAACACGAGAAUUAUUCUUAAAAUGACCAAUGCAACAUAUUGUUAUCCCGGCUCUUCCAAAAAAUCAUUGGAUGACGUUACUUGCGGUCUUUCUCUAUCUUCCCGUGUUGCAAUUAUCGGCCCCAACGGUGCUGGUAAGUCUACUCUUAUUAAAGUUUUGAUCGGUGAGGUUAUACCUCAAGAAGGCCGUGUUUUCAAACACCCUAACCUCCGUGUUGGUUAUGUAGCACAACAUGCUUUCCAUCAUUUGGAUCAACAUUUGGAAAAAACACCCAGUCAGUAUAUUCAAUGGAGAUAUAGUGGUGGUCAAGACCGUGAAGUUUUGGAGAAAGAGACUCGUAAAUUAACAGAUGAGGACCGUGCUCAAUUGCAACGUGAGAUUACUGUUGAUGGUGAACGCCGUAGAGUGGAAGCUUUGAUUGGUCGUCAGAAGUAUAAGAAGUCUUUCCAAUACGAAAUUAAAUGGCUCGGUAAGCCUCACAAGUACAAUAAUUGGAUCCCUCGUGAUCUAUUGCUUGAACAUGGUUUCCAAAAGUUUGUUCAAGCCUUUGAUGAUAGAGAAUCAUCUCGUGAAGGAUUAGGCUUUAGAGAACUUAUCCCUGAAGAUAUCCGCAAGCACUUUGAAGAGAUUGGUCUUCCUGGUGAUAUUGCAGACUACAGUCCUGUAAGCAGCUUGUCUGGUGGUCAAAAGGUCAAGGUUGUUAUCGCGGCUUGUUUAUGGAAUAACCCUCAACUUUUAGUUUUGGACGAACCUACAAACUUUUUGGAUAGAGACGCUCUCGGUGGUUUAGCAACUGCUAUUCGUGAUUGGGGUGGUGGUGUUGUUAUGAUUUCUCACAACGCUGAAUUUGUUUCUGCACUUUGCCCCGAGAAUUGGCUUGUCGUUGAUGGCAAGCUUACAAACAAAGACAAGUCUGCUGUUGACACUGAGAAGUUUGAGGAUUUGUCCGAGAAGGACUUGAAGAAAAUUGAAACCAAGACUACCAAGAAGAAGAAGCUUACUAGGAACGAAAUGAAAAACAAAGAGCGUCGUGCUCGUGACAGAGAACUCGCAUGGUUAUCUUCUCCUAAGGGUACUCCCAAGCCUAAGACUUUCUUCUCUGAUGAUGAAGAGUAA
Molecule: messenger RNA, 3174 nt
Organism: Schizosaccharomyces osmophilus
Lineage: Eukaryota; Fungi; Ascomycota; Schizosaccharomycetes; Schizosaccharomycetales; Schizosaccharomycetaceae
Gene: elf1
Product: AAA family ATPase Elf1
Exons: 1
Coding region: 1-3174 (1057 amino acids)
Molecular function (GO): ATP binding; ATP hydrolysis activity
Source: RefSeq, a predicted model, not a curated record